AUUUCUCGAAAGUAAGAAAGAGCAGAAAGUGUGGCGGACAGUUCGUUCACAUCCACACAGAAACCAACUCCGAAAACUCCUGAAUUAAAGACCUCAUUUAAGCCUCCCGUGACCGGCUGUCUUCUCCGGCUUGUCUGCAGUUACAUGUGAUUUUCCAGUGGGAGUUUAUGAGGGCGGAGCUAAAGACUGCAGAAUAAACAGCUCUCCACUGAAAAAUGAUCAUUGAAAACCUCGAUGCCUUGAAGACGUGGCUCUCGAAGACUCUUGAACCCAUUUGCGAUGCCGAUCCGUCUGCCCUUGCGAAAUAUGUGGUGGCCUUGGUGAAGAAAGACAAAUCCGAGAAGGAGCUGAAAGCACUAUGCAUUGACCAGUUGGAUGUAUUCCUCCAGAAAGAGACGCAGACAUUUGUGGAUAGACUUUUUGAAGCUGUGAAUGCAAAGAGUUACCUACCUCAACCCGAGCAGUCGACUCCUGCAAGCAGACCUGAAACUCACCAGCGCACGGAGAAAGAUGAAGCAAAGAGAGAGGAGCCGCCGAGCCGAGAUGAGGACCGGGAAAAGAAAUUCUCCAGGAGAAUAAACCACAGUCCUCCAUCUAGCUCCAGAUACAGCCGAGACAGCAGGAGAGUAGAUGAUCGCAAGAAAGAUGAGCGCUCCAGGAAACGAGAGUACGAUCGUAAUCUACCCAGAAGAGACUCGUACAGAGAACGAUACAACCGCAGGAGGGAGCGCAGCCGCAGUUACAGUCGCAGUCGCAGCCGCAGCUGGAGUAAAGACCGCACACGAGACCGAGACAGAGAUCGGGACAGAGAGCGAGAUCGCAGCAGAUCACGAUCUCGCACGCGCAGUCGCUCGAGAAGCAGAGAGCGAGAUUCUGGAAAGCCGAAAUACGAGCACAGUCGGCCAGAACGUCCAGAGGGAGCAACCACUGAUGGCUACACCACCACUCCUCUCCCUCCUGGAAACUCCUCAGCUCAUUUCCCAGUGCCCACCCUCAGUAGCACCAUCACCGUCAUCGCCCCCACACACCACGGGAACAACACCACUGAGAGCUGGUCUGAAUUCCCGCAGGACCACACACCCUUCGGCAGAGGCGGCCCACCAAGAAAACGAUGCCGGGACUAUGAUGAGAAAGGCUUCUGCAUGCGGGGAGACAUGUGUCCUUUCGAUCAUGGAAGUGAUCCAGUGGUGGUGGAGGAUGUUAAUCUUCCCAGCAUCCUUCCUUUCCAGCCACCGCCACUUCCUGGAGUGGACGGUCCUCCGCCGCCGGGUCUCCCACCACCUCACGCACUCCUCACUCCACCAGUCAACCUCAGACCACCCGUGCCCCCGCCGGGCACCAUGCCUCCCAGCCUACCCCCUGUAGCAGGUCCUCCUCCUCCUCUUCCUGCUCUUCAGCCGUCUGGAAUGGACGGUCCUCCAAACUCCAUCACUAGUUCUGUGCCCACUAUAGUCACGUCCGGCAUCCGGCCCCCCAUGACCCAGCCUCCACCACCACUGUUCACUUCAGACCCUUUUGAGCCAGACGUGUAUAAUCCAGAAGCCCCCAGCAUGACCUCACGGCCCAUGUACAGACAUAGGGUCAACGCUCAGCGGCCCAAUCUGAUUGGUCUGACCAUGGGAGAGGUGGAUCUCCCACCUAGAGAGAAAAUGUCAAACAGCAACAGUGCUCGGAUAGUCUUAGAGUCCGACUCCAGGAAGAGAGGAGCAGGUCUGCAUGAUUUAGCGAUUCCUCCAAAGAAGCCCUGGUUUGACAAACCAAACUUCAACAAACCCAACCACCACGGCUUUCACAGAAAAGUGCCCUUCCCUUCAGCAAACACCAAACUGGCCAUCGGGCAGAUUCCUCCAGAACUCAACAACAUCAGCAAACUGAACCAACACUUCUGCAAGUUUGGCACCAUCGUCAACCUGCAGGUGGCGUAUAAUAAUAACCCAGAAGGGGCGCUGAUCCAGUUUGCCACCCCUGAAGAAGCCAGACGUGCCAUUCAGAGCACAGAGGCUGUACUGAACAACCGCUUCAUCAGAGUACACUGGCACCGAGCGGACACAGUGGAGCACAUACACCCCAAACCACAUCCGAGUGUCCAGCCUGCCCAGGAGCCUGCAGUGACCGCAUUGAAGCAGUCAGUGAAAGACCGGCUCGGACCCCUGCCCACCGCUCACCCUGAACCUACACCGGCCCCCAGCGGCCCUCCACAGAAUACACUCAAAGCUUCAGUGAAGGAGCGUCUGGGCUUCUCUAAACCACCUGGCCUUGGAGCAAAGGUCUUCUCAACAUCUACUGGUUUGACAAAGACUGUUUAUAACCCAGCUGCUCUCAAAGCUGGCCAGAAGGGGGUGCCAUUUGGUGCCAGUGUCAGUGCAGAAGAUGCUCUGAAAAGGAAACAGGAGGCACUGAAACUUCAGCAGGACGUCAGGAAAAAGAAACAGGAGAUUUUGGAGAAGCACAUUCAGACUCAGAAGCUGUUGAUAUCAAAGCUAGAGAAGAACAAGUCCAUGAAGGCGGAGGAUAAAGCUCAGAUCAUGCAGACGCUCACCAGCCUCACCAACAGCAUCACCAAACUCCAGGAGGAGAUAAAGGGACUGUCCAGUGCAAAUGCCCUCAGGACCACCAUUAAGAGCAAAGCCCAGGCUCAGAAGGAGCUCCUGGACACAGAGUUGGAUCUUUAUAAGAAAAUGCAGGCAGGAGAAGACACUGCUGAACUCAAGAUCAAAUACACACAGCUGCAGUUAGAGGCUGCCAAAAGGGGGCUUCUGACCCCAGGACGUGGGAGGGGGGCCCACAGCAGGGGUCGAGGGGCCCUGAGGAGCCGCGGCCGAGGGAUUCGAGGGCGAGGGAGAGGAGCUCCAACCCAUGCUGUGGUGGAUCAUCGACCCAGAGCUUUAGAAAUCAGCGGUUUCUCUGAGGCUGAUCGAGUCGACCUGCUGCCACACUUCGCACAAUACGGAGAGAUUGAAGACUGCCAGAUGGAGGAUUCUAGUCUUAGUGCCAUCAUAACAUACAAAACCCGCGCAGAGGCAGAACAGGCGGCAAUCCAUGGCGUUCGGUUAAAUAAUCAGGAGUUGCGUUUGGCCUGGCACAAACCCACCACUUCCCUCAACACAACAGACCCAGAUGAGGCUGAAGCCGAGGAUGAGGAGUUUCCAGAUGACUCACUGGUGGACGAUUCCCUGCUCCAGGAUGAUGAUGAAGAGGAAGAGGAUAACGAGUCGCGCUCAUGGCGCAGAUGAAGAUGAAGUCUUCUGCCUAGUCCUGCUGCACUGCACCACUCGAGCACAUCGCAUAUUGAGUUCUGUCUUUUCAAAAUGGUUGUUUUUAAACAUUCUUAUUUACAUUGGCUUUUUUAUUUGAAUUAUUAAUCCUGAGCAGCAAGUAGAAACUGUCUGUCAGAAGGCUGUGAAUUUGAAUAACUGCGAUGUAUAACAACAUGAAUGAUUUGGUUUUUUUACCCUCAUGUAUUAUUUUUCUAUCAUCGAAAAAUUGCCGCUGCAUUUUUUGUUUUUGUUGUUUUAAUGGUCAGUUUGCUGACCCAAAUUUUCUUUGAACAUUUCUGACAAUGUUACAGUUUGAGACAAAUAUGGGGUGUAUUACUAUUUCAAAGACCACAGUAGAUCAUUUUCGAACCAUUGUUAUAAACCGUCGUUCGCUUUCCUUAGUAUUAUCAGCCUAACGAGGAUGUAGCUUUUGUGUACAUAUAUUUUGUGUAUGAAUUUUAAUGGUUUGUAUGAAUUCUUUGCUUCUGGAUUCAUCUCCUGGGUUUAAUUUUGAAAUGUAAAAAAAUAAAAAAAAUUGAAAUGGUCUCGAAAAAAUAUCAGCUGAAAAAAAAGAAGAGAAAAAAUAUAGAGAUCUCUGCUGCAAAAGCAGUAUUGAGAACAAACAAACAACAACAAAAAAAAAACUGAACAGCUGAAUACAAAGACCAUUUCAACCCCCAACCCCCAAUCUUCACAAAAAGAGCAAAUUUCCUAAAUCCAUCACACACUUCACAGCACCAACAGGUAAGCAUGUAGCGUAGUGUUGUCACGAUACUGAAACUCAGUACCAAUCAGUACUGAAAUUUUAAAAACGUCAAUUUCAUUCGAGCGAGUUCUUAAACACUGCUGAUUGGCCAUUGUGUUCACGUGCUCAACAGAAAUGACUGGGAUUGUCCUUGAAGGUCAUCAGUUCACCGAACUCGGCGUUGUUUACUCAGUGUAACCACAGAUAGAGGGACACUGGAGCAUUUCAAAGUCACGUCGAUCAGCUGGUUUGUCUAUAAGCUGACAUACGAGCGGUCCGCUGACAAAUUGCAGCUUUAAAAUGCUCCAGUGUCCCUGUAUCUUAUGAAUGUGCUCAACGCCGCUCAAAUGAUGGAUUGGUACCAAAUUCCAGUAUCGUGACAACCCUAAUAUGUAGCAUGAGAAGCAGAAAAUGAGGUAAGCAAAGUGUUUUAACUUUUUAUUUAGGUCAUCUUCAUUGGCGUCUAUUCUAACCAUUGUGUGUUUCUGCCCUUUAGGUUAUGCAUGAUGAUGCGGAGCAGUACAAUGAUUGCAGAUGAAGCUUCAACAACAUCAGAUCCCAAAAUACAUCAUACCAGCCUACCUGUUACCAGCUUUGGCUACUUCUAUUUGAAACCUCUUUGGUAUCAGCAUCAAAUUUGCAUAACAGCGAACAAAUUAUCCAAUCAGAGCGGAAGCAGUUGAUUCGACUCUUCCAUCAUGCACCAUAGUAAAGUUUAGCUCAAGCAGUAAACUCAGUGUGGAACUGCAUCUCUGGGCAUUAGGUCAUAUAUAAUGAUGCAAUGGCGAUGAAAUUAUUAUGGGGGAACCUUCACCUACAUUGGAUCACCAAAUGCUUCAUAUCUACUAAGCCUUAUAAAUCAGUAUGAUCUUCAUGAUUGUCUAUUUUUCAUGGGACAUUUUGUUUUUAACUGUCUGUGAAAUCAAGCUGCAGGACACUUAAACUGUUUUGGCAAUAUUUUUUAACACUUUGUUGUUGCUAACUGUCACUCCCUUCAUCAUAAAUUAACCAAUCAGAGCUCAUACAGUAUAAUCUGUGUAUCUUUGUUCACUUUUGGCCUAUCUACAUUUAUUUGCUCCAAUUGUGACAUACCUAUUUUUUGCACGA
Molecule: messenger RNA, 5109 nt
Organism: Danio aesculapii
Lineage: Eukaryota; Metazoa; Chordata; Actinopteri; Cypriniformes; Danionidae
Gene: rbm26
Product: RNA binding motif protein 26
Exons: 24
Coding region: 216-3233 (1005 amino acids)
Biological process (GO): mRNA processing
Cellular component (GO): nucleus
Molecular function (GO): RNA binding; metal ion binding
Source: RefSeq, a predicted model, not a curated record